Actinia tenebrosa (Australian red waratah sea anemone) is the source of this 979-nucleotide messenger RNA. RefSeq names its product transcription factor HES-2. NCBI's taxonomy places the organism in Eukaryota, Metazoa, Cnidaria, Anthozoa, Actiniaria, Actiniidae. The record is from RefSeq and is a predicted model, not a curated record. Gene Ontology annotation, molecular function: protein dimerization activity.
UGCAAGUGAGUUAAAAAGUGAAUAUCUCUUCUCGUAAGAACUGAACUCUUGGACCAUACUAAAAUGUCUGAUACAGUUAUCAAGUCAAAACGCGCAAAACAGGCUAACAAGUCAAGCAAACCUCUUCUAGAAAGGCAGCGCCGAGCAAGGAUCAAUAAUAGCCUGAAUGAACUGAAAAAUCUCGUUCUCUCUUCGCUAUACAAUGGCUGUCCACAAGCCGAAAAGAACAGUGAAAAGAUGGAAAAAGCAGAGAUCCUUGAACUAACUGUGAACUUUCUCAAGCUCGCACGAAGUAGAAGAAUUAAUGGAUUUCGACCUGCUGAGAGCAAAGAGACAAUGCCAAGCAAAUAUCAGUCCACCAACUACAACGAGUGCUUCGCUAGAGUCAGUCCYCUCGAAGGCACACAAAGAUGCAGGGAACACUUUGCAGCACCACAUCUACCCCCGUUAACUCCAUGUUCUAUGCCAGGAACAACUUCUACGAUAAAUGAAGGACUCUGCUUCCGUGGUGUGCGGCCUUGUGUAGGAUACGAAGUCGCUUCUACAAUCCCUAGACUCUCAACUUCACCUUUAUCAAAAGUAAUGGUCAAUUCACCCCAUCAACAGCAAGUCAUAGCGUCUAACAGUCUUCCUUUCUCGCUACACGUUCCUUCGAACAAAGUUCAAGUCUGGAGACCGUGGUAAAUAAGUUUAUAUACUAUGGAUUCUGUUAAUUAUUGUAACAAUUUGUAAGUAGCUCAGUAAUUGAGUUUACUUAGGAAUGUCCAGUUCUAGACUCUCACUUAAUUUCAAAAAGCAAAAAGGAAAUAGUUAAGAAUUUGGAAAAAGAGAUUGACUGGGUAGUGUACUUGAAACUAAACUAAUAGAUCAAAACUUGUAAAUAUGGAAUGUAAAGCCUUAGCAAUAGUUCAAAUUUAAAUCGAAUUGUAAAUAGCACAAAGAAUAAUAAUAUUGAAAAAUAAAUGCUUUUUUGACAUCU